AGAAACAAAUAGGUGGCGUUUCUCUCUUGAAGUACAGUUUACUCCUCCUACCGCAAGAGUACGAGUCACUUUGAGCGUUUAAUACAAGACCGGAUACUUUUCUCACGAUAUUUGUAGAGGCAUAGAAAGAUGGGAAAACACAACAGCAAACUGGCUCCUGAGGUCCUGGAUGACCUGACCAAGAGCACAGAGUUCAAUGAGGCUGAGCUGAAGCAGUGGUAUAAGGGAUUCCUGAAGGACUGCCCAACUGGCAUCCUCAAUCUGGAAGAGUUCCAGCAACUCUAUGUAAAGUUUUUUCCUUAUGGCGACGCUUCCAAAUUCGCCCAACAUGCCUUCCGAACAUUUGACAAGAAUGGCGAUGGUACAAUUGACUUCAGGGAGUUCAUCUGUGCCCUGUCCAUCACUUCUAGGGGAAGUUUUGAGCAGAAACUCAACUGGGCCUUCAACAUGUACGACCUGGACGGAGAUGGCAAGAUCACACGUAUGGAGAUGCUAGAGAUCAUUGAGGCAAUCUACAAAAUGGUUGGCACGGUGAUCAUGAUGCGCAUGAACGAGGACGGGCUGACCCCACAGCAGCGCGUGGACAAAAUCUUCAGCAAGAUGGACAAGGACCACAACGAUGAGAUCACUCUGGAGGAGUUCAAAGAGGCAGCCAAGAGUGACCCCUCCAUUGUGCUUUUACUGCAGUGUGAUAUGCAGAAGUAAGGAAGGAAGUAAUUGUUGAUGAAAGAAAUGUACAUAAAAUUUAAUAUAAGAUAGAAUCCAUGAAUUUGGGGAACAUGGGCUUGAAGGGUAGGAUAGAGAUGGCAAAAUAACUAAAGGAAUUUAGAAUAAUUAGUGGAAGUAAGUCGAGCAAGACAUUAACUGCAAAAGAUUUUUGUCCUCUGUCAUUUGGCAAACAGUUCCACUUGUUAUGCCAUUCUGGCUGCAGUCCAGUUCUAGAGAGCUUCAAGUUAAAAAGUCAGAAAGUUUGAAAGAGGGAAUCCUACAGGACAUUUUACACCUAAAAUAAAAGCGCAUUGUCCUCUCAGUCCAGCUUUGAAAUAUUCUGCAAUGUCACCAACAGGCAGGCAUCUAUUCCUCUUUUAGGAUUUCCACCAUCAUUUCUCAAUUAUUCAGAACAGUGACGUUUUUAAUUCAAGGUUGUUUACAGAUACACUAAAUUAAUCCAACACUCUGAAUUUUAGCUCUCCCCUGCUGAAAGACCAGCUAACACCAGCAUGAAUUUCCAUGUUGGUUCAGACUUGCUUAUUAGAGCUCAUUUGGUGUUGGACAAAAAUGCUGGUCAGUCAGUAUGAACUUUCAGUAAAACAGGUUGACCAAGGACGUUUUGCUGGUUAAGCUGGUUAAGAAGCAUGUUGGGAACACCAGCACACCAGCAUCCCAUUCUGUGCUCUAAUUUGGUCAUACAAAAGGCAAAGGAUUUUAGGCAUUAUUUUUAGGCCUACUCAUUGUAUAGGUAAAUUGAAUUCUACAUAGUAAUUAACAUGUAGAAGAGACCAGGGCAAGUUGUCACACUUUUUACUCCAGUGAAUAUUUCUCAGGGUGGGUUUAUUUUUGAAGGUCAAUUUAUAGCCGCAUACCUUAAAAAAUAUAUUCCAGGUUCAAAACAAGUUAAGAUCAAUCGACAGCAUUUGGGGCAUAAUGUUGAUUACCACAAAAAAUUAUUUUGACUUGUCCAUCCUUUUCUUUAAAUAGAGCAAAAAUGUGGGUUCCAGUGAGGCACUUACAAUGGAAGUGAAUGGGGCCAAUCCGUAAACAUACAAAUACUCACUGUUUCAAAAGUAUAGCCACAAAAUGUAAACAGUAUGCAUGUAAACAUGAUUUUAGUGUGAUAAAAUCACUUAUUAACCUUCUCUGUGUAAAGUUGUAUCCAAUUAUACAACUUUGUUGCCAUGACAAUGUCAACAAACCCUAAAAUGACUGUAAAAAUGAUUAUUAAAACAACUACAGCUCAAAUAAUACAUGAGUUUUAACAGAAGAGUUAAUGCAAGUGUUUUUAUAAAAAUUAUUAGCUUCACAUUUCUGCCUUUAAACCCUCCCAAAAUUGGCCCCAUUCACUUCUAUUGUAAGUGCCUCACUGGAACCUUGAUUUUUGCUUCUUUUUUAAGAAAAGGAUGGACAACUCAAAAUAAUUUUUUGAGGUAAUCAACAUUAUGCCACAAAUGCUUGAAUUGAACCUGGAAUAUUCCUUUAAAGUCUUGGCUACACAAAGGCUGUUGAACAUUUCCACCGUUAUUGCCCAGGGAAAAAUAAAAAUAUACAGUUAAAUGAACACACACUCACCUGUUGUGACAACAUGCAUCAAUAGUGUUCCCCUGUCAACCCCCGUCACAACCACCAAAACAAAACCUACACCUCUCUUUAAAUCUAUGCCUGCAUUAAGCAGCCCAUUAUAAGCUUUUCAGCUCAAUUUGAAAAAAGCAAAACAAUUAUGGGGCACAAAAUGAUUCAUGAAACAAUGAAAAAUGUAAAAGGUAACAAAUACAAAAUAUCAAAACGUUGUUUUGGCCAACAAAUAUUCUAUAUAAUAAACUGCAUACAUUUAUGUCAUUUAAAAAAGUGGUCAACCAGGGGAUCGGGACCCACUAGGAGGCGUCAGCACACUUCCAGGGGGGCCUCAAGAUCUCUUAAUAUUAUUUAAAAUAUGAUAGGAUAUUAUAAUUUGUAUAUAACUAUUAUAAUUCAACUUACUGAAAAUGAAAACAAUUUUAUAACUCCCUUUAACAGCUUGCUUUUUAUGAAGAAUAUACAGUUCUAGACAAGUUUUAAGGAAAUAUCUUAUAAUAUAAAUAUCGAAUAGCCUACAUGGGGGACCUUCAUAUAUUUUCUCUGACAAUGGGGGGCCUUGGAGUGAAAAAGUUUGAGAACCACUGAUUUAAAACACAGGUUGUGUGACAAUUUGCCCCGAUAAACAUGCCCCAACUUGACUUUCAUUAAAAAAUACCUUUGUCCUAAGAACACUUAAACCUUUUGGUAAAAAUCUGCCUUCAUAAUAUAGUUGACCCUUGUCUGAAUGUAUGCCAGUGUGGUUUGAUAAUAUUGGCUCAGGAAUGGUUUGGCUAAGGAAUAGCAGUAUAGAGGUAGGUACAGAGAGAAAUAAAAGUUUUAAUCAUGAUUUCAUAUACAAUACAACACUCUUCCCCAACUAACAUGUACAAACACAUCAUGACUGCUAAAAUAAGCCAGUCCAGCAAUUGGUAUUGUCACAUCAAUUGAGUUUAAAUGCAUUGCCAUAAUCUGUUAGAGACAUGGAAAGUUAAAGCAUGACAAUAUCAUCACAAAGUAUGCCUGUUUUCCAACUGUGUUAUUUUAAAACCGAGAUGCCAUGGGUGAGUAGACAGAGCGAUUUAUCGUAUCACGUUAUACCAGGAAGUGAAUACCAUAGUAUCGUUUAUUAGAUAGAGAAUGAACAAUAUGUGUACAUGAUGACAUUUUGUACAUAUGCCUAUACACAUGCUUGGUAUGUACAUGUAAAUGUUUCUCUACCUUAGAACUGCUUUCAUAAUCUGACACUGCUGCAAUCAAUGACUUGUGUGCUAAAACGAAACCUAUACUGUACGUAUUGUAUGUGGGUUUUUCUGUCUAGGUGUGGAGGAGGGAAACUUAUGUAUACAUUUUCUUCACUGUAAUAUGGUGUGAAAGCUUUAGUGUGUGAGUGAGUGAGUUCAUGUAAAACACAAAUGCCUCCACCUUUGUAUUAAUAUUUUCUUAUGAUCUUCACGCCAGUGCUAGGAGUAUUACACCGUUGUGUUUGUUGUUAACUGGUGUGGCAGGUAAACUGUAGCUUUAGUUUAGUUCAGUCUUGAUUAUUUAAUCUCUUUUCUGACCACUUCUGUUUUACAAGCUGUAUAUUGUCAGUGUUGAUUGGACAUGUACAUGUACCUUUCCUUUCUCUUGAAAUAUAAGUGGACACAAAUGUAAACCGGACGCAGAAUGUGUACUAAUUGUCAAUGUUACUAUGCCGUAAUACUUAAUAACAUGAAAAUACUGUUGCACGAAGUAGAGGCAGUACAGCUUUAGUUUUAGACUGCCUCCCUGUGGUGAAGGAUUUUAAUUAAACACCCAUCUACUUUCAUCAGUUUAACUUAAAUAGAAUUGCCACUUUCACUCAGUUUCACAAUAUACCACAAGAAUGCAAUGAGAAGGAUUUUAAAGGGAUAGUUCAACCAAAAAUGAAAAUGAUCUCUUUAUUUACUCACCCUCAUGCCAUCUCAGAUGAGUAUGACUUUCUUUCUCCUGCAUUUUCUUUCAUUCUACACAAACAAAGAUUU
This is a messenger RNA of Myxocyprinus asiaticus (Chinese sucker), 4274 nucleotides long. RefSeq names its product visinin-like protein 1. The record is from RefSeq and is a predicted model, not a curated record. The transcript is spliced from 4 exons. Lineage: Eukaryota; Metazoa; Chordata; Actinopteri; Cypriniformes; Catostomidae. Bases 130 to 705 code for a protein of 191 amino acids. Gene Ontology annotation, molecular function: calcium ion binding.